Molecule: messenger RNA, 582 nt
Organism: Alternaria rosae
Lineage: Eukaryota; Fungi; Ascomycota; Dothideomycetes; Pleosporales; Pleosporaceae
Exons: 2
Coding region: 1-582 (193 amino acids)
Source: RefSeq, a predicted model, not a curated record
AUGUACACCCAAAUGCUCUUCAGCGCGUUUCUCGCGACGACGCUCGCGGCACCACUCGUCCAACGGCAGUCACCCAAGACUGGAGCCAGUGACAGUUGGCAACCCGCACCCGACACAAUAACGACAUGCGACACCGACUCCGAUAAAUCACUCAGCUUCACAGCUGAUCCCAAACUCGAAACUAUCCUUAACGACGCCUGCGCCGCCAUGAUGCCCGGUUGCGCCUAUCCAGACCGCAUCGCCACCGGUACGCUGUGUACCGCGACUGUUGACUACCCACUCAACGGCCAUAAGAACAGUACACAAGAUGCCAAUGCAGUGGGUAGCGAUGGUAAUCGCAUUACCGACUAUGCUGUUAGAUUCGAUGUCACCCCAGCUUCCCAACCCGAGGACUCUGCUGGUGUCUUCUGGAAGGUCGAGGAUUGCUAUGGUUACUUUGCUCGCAUGCUUCAGAAGGAGGGAAAAGAGGGAUGUCACAACAGCGUCGGAUCUGGUUCCGGUAAUGUGACGGUUGGCGGUGAUUCAUCACUGGCUGGUACCGUCUUCAAAGUCUCCGUUGUUCCUACGGAGAGUUUGCAAUAG